GCGCACACUGACAGGCGCUCGGCCAGCAGACGGCGGCCGCGCCGGGGCGCGGAGACCGCGGGGCCGACCGGGUGCUCGGUGUCGCCUCGGCAGCGGAGGGGGGACGCGGCGCUGGAAAGCCCCGGCCGCCCCCACACCUGUGCCCCGCGGGGGCGGCCAGUGGGUGUCGCCGCCGCCGCCGCCGAUCACCUGGGAUCCCCGCCCCGUGGCGCCUCCGCCUCCCGAGCUCGCCGCGCCGGGGAAGCCGAGCGAGCUGCGGGCUGGGCGGCAGGGCCGGGGCCCGCGGGCGAGGCCGGGGCUGCGGCGCCGCCGGGGCUCGCCCCCUCCCGGCAGCCGGAGCGAGGCGGGCAGGAGGGCGGCGGCCCUGGAGCGGCGGCAGGAUGAACGCCAAUGUCACCUACGCCAGUCGCAAGCGGCGGAAACCUGUGCAGAAAAUAGUAAAGCCAUCCCCAGCUGAAGGAGUCAAGUCCAAUCCAUCCAAGAGACACAGGGAUCGUCUGAAUGCGGAGUUGGAUCGCUUGGCUAGCCUUCUGCCUUUCCCUCAAGAUGUUAUCGCCAAAUUGGAUAAGUUGUCUGUGCUUAGGCUUAGCGUCAGUUACCUGAGAGCCAAAAGUUUUUUUGAUGUUGCAUUAAAAUCUUCAAACUCUACAAGACCAGAAAGAAAUGGCAUUCAGGAAAACUGUAGAACAGCAAAACUUGGAGAGGGGAUGCAGAUCCUCGAAGGGGAACUCUUACUGCAGGCAUUAAAUGGCUUUGUAUUAGUUGUGACGGCAGACGCUCUGGUUUUUUACGUCUCUUCUACUAUCCAAGACUACCUGGGGUUCCAACAAUCUGAUAUUAUACACCAGAGUGUAUUUGAACUGAUUCACACAGAAGACAGACCUGAGUUUCAACGUCAGCUACAUUGGGCAUUAAAUCCUGCUCAGUCUGCAGAUUCUGGACCAAGUGUACAAGGAGAUAAUGGCUUUUCACAGCCAGCAACCUAUUAUAACCCAGACCAACUUCCUCCAGAGAAUUCUUCCUUUAUGGAAAGGAAUUUCAUCUGCAGGUUACGAUGCCUCCUGGAUAAUUCAUCUGGGUUCCUGGCAAUGAAUUUUCAAGGACGGUUAAAGUUUCUCCAUGGACAAAACAAGAAAGGGAAGGAUGGCACUACUUUGUCUCCUCAGCUAGCUUUGUUUGCAGUAGCUACUCCCCUGCAGCCACCAUCUAUCCUUGAGAUACGAACCAAAAACUUCAUCUUCAGAACAAAACAUAAGCUGGAUUUCACACCUACGGGCUGUGAUGCAAAAGGGAAGAUUGUCCUGGGAUACACUGAAGCAGAGCUGUGUAUGAGAGGAACAGGAUACCAGUUUGUUCAUGCAGCUGAUAUGCUUUAUUGUGCUGAAAAUCAUGUCCGAAUGAUGAAGACAGGUGAAAGUGGAAUGACUGUCUUCAGGCUUCUAACCAAAGAAAAUCGAUGGGCCUGGGUACAGGCAAAUGCACGACUUGUGUACAAAAAUGGAAGACCAGAUUACAUCAUUGCCACGCAAAGACCUCUUACAGACGAAGAAGGGGCAGAACAUCUACGGAAGCGUAACAUGAAACUACCCUUCAUGUUUGCCACGGGUGAGGCUGUUUUAUAUGAGGUAACUUUCCCAAUGUCGAGCCUUAUGGAUGCUUCUCAGCCAAGGAAUAAAGCCACAACAGGAAAAGGAGGUAAAGCUACGCUACACGGUGAUUCUGUGGAUCCAAACUCCAUUCUAGGUGCCAUGUUAAGGCAAGAUGAGUCUGUGUAUCUCUGCCCUCCAGCAUCACAUAAACUUUCCUUUGAGAGGAACUUCUUCACAGACAGCAGGGACGAACUGGGGAGUGUCGUAAGCAGUGACUGGACAGAUAGUUUCCUGCCUUCUGGAAAUCACAGCAUCCUCAAACAGGAAUUAACUGAGUGUUCCCAGGACAAUAGUGUGCCGCUUCCUGAAGACAGCGCGGCACUCUUCCAAGAUAACAAAACCAGUGAUUUAUACAGCAUCAUGAAAAAUCUUGGUAUUGACUUUGAAGAUCUAAAGUACAUUCAGCAGGAUGAGGAAUUUUUUAAAUCUGAAUUAUCUGGUAUGGAUGAUAUUGGGGACAUAGACAUAACUGAUGAAAUCCUGACUUAUGUUCAGGAUUCCUUAAAUAAGUCUGACUUCUUAUAUUCAGGCUGCAAUCAGCAGCAGCCCGUGGUCCAGAAUGCCAAUUGCUUGGUACAGCAAGAAUUAGAUCAGCAUCAAAUUCAUGAGCAUCAGAAGCAGCGCAUGGAGCAGCAGCAGCAGCAACAGCAGCAUCAGCAGCUCUGUCAGAAGAUGAAACAUAUGCAAGUCAACGGGAUGCUAACAAAUUGGAACUCUAGCACCAGCAUGCCUCUUAGCUGCUCACAGCAGCAGCCCCAGCAAUAUGUAUUCUCUGGCAUGCAUGCCACAACUCCUGAGUUUUCUUACAAAUCAGAAGUAAGCAAUUCACCUUAUCCAUGUAGGCAAGAGUUUGUUCCUUACAAGCAACCCACAGCAAUGAUGCCACAGCUUUCUAAUUUUUCCCAGAUGGAUUUCCCUGUAGCAGGUUUUGAGAGAUCAACCUACUCUGCUUCUUCCAACUUGGAGGAUUUUCUUGGUUGUUUGCAGCAGGUCCCUGAAAAUCAUGAUUGUGGGGUAAAUUCUGAGUCGGUUAUGCUAUCUCCUCAGACGUGCUAUGCAGGUGCUGUUUCUAUGUAUCAGUGCACACAAGAAGCACAGCCCAGCUGCAUGGAUCAAAUGCAAUAUGAUCCUAUGAUGGCAAGUCAACAAACAUUGUUGAACAAGUUUCAAAACGGUUUCAAUGGAGGAAAUGUAAAUGAAGCAUAUCCCUCUCAGUUAGAUGUGAUCAGUAAUGUACAAACUGCCACACAUCUUCAGCCUCUUCAUCAUCCAACAGAACCCAGAUCCUUCUCAGAUUUGGCAUCUAGUGGAUUUAUGUAAUUCAGAUCUAGAGCUCCAUCUGUGACUUUGUCUGGGCAUCAGGCUGCUCUGAGGAAAAGCUCGAUAAGUCUAUCUUUGAACAUUGGACUUCAACAGCUAAAUUACAUUUUGAAAACUUGAGGUUGGUUGCACUAUAUGCUGGUGGCUGGUAAUCCAAGGCCCUAACUUCUUAGGGUGACACGUGGAAUUAAAACUCUUGAUUAAAAGUAUGCAUGUGCUGUUUUCCAUCAGAUUGACGGUGUCAUUCCAGUAUGGAUUACAUAUGUAUUACAGACUAUGUCAUGCUAUACAACAUAAGAUAAGGCAAAUGGUUUUGUUGUUAGAAAAAUAAUUGGGCACUUUACAAAUAGCAUCAAUGGCACAAGGAAGAUGAUUUCACACUUGGAUUAUUUCCAAACUUUAUUUAAAAAUAUAUAUAUAUUAAAACGCUCUGAAUUCAUGAGAAUCAAAAGCACUUAAUUUAAUGCAUACUAAGCUUUUUAAUCACUUAUUUUAUAUUUAAAACCUUUUGUUUUAAGUCUCCAUUUCUAGCACUUUAAUAGAAGGCUUAAUACAAGGAUAUGAUAUGCAACUUCAGGUUUUCUAUGAAACAGAUCCCUUGCAUUCCUCCUUUUCUCAUCAACCUUAAGUGCCUCACAGUUUAGCUACCUUGUUUCUGACAGGAGCUUAUUUUAGCAAAACUCACUAUAAAUGUCAUCUGUAUUAUGUGAACUUUUAUCUAACAUCUACAGUGCUACUGGCUGUAUUUUUUUUUUUCUUCCCUAAAAAUAAUUUGUUUAGAGUAUGUCUUAAUUCUUUAUCUGUGGAUUUGUUACACUAUUAUCUGGAGCUAUUAAAUGUUCUGAACUUAGAUCAGCUAAAGAGUUUCAGUUUAUUCUAUACUGCUUUUCUGCUUUCUUCAGGUAAUACAGGGUAUAUUAAAAAAGCAGAUUUUUCUGAGGGGGAGGAGCAGUUCCUCAGGAUUAGUUUUAGAUUAUUAAUGCUGAAAAACAUGUGCCUUAUCUUGUGUUAAAACACUCAUAAUGUUCUUUAGAAAUAAUACAAGGCUGCUCUAUGCAAAUACUUUCAUUAAAAUGGAUAUUGAAAAGGUUUGCAUUUUAAACAAGGGGGAAAGGAGUCUCAAUAGCAAGUGGUAUUGACACUUUGACUGCAGUUUUCAAUGUUCCUAGUGGGAAGGGGUCAGUUUUGGUUUAAACUUUAUCCCUAGCAAAUUGCACUGCGAAGGACCGAGAGGUUAUUCUUUUAAUGUAUGUGGAUCCAUUUUAAAAGCUUUGUGCUAAAUACAAAAUUGGAAAAAGAAACAAGAAGUCAUUAGAGAAAUUCUGGUUGUAAUAAGCUUUAUUUUCAGGAGGAAAAAAAAAAAAAGGCAAAACAUCAUUUUUUUGUUUUUCUUUUUAUCUGAGAGGAUUGUUAGAAAUGUAGACACCAAUGUUUGGUGCAAAAUAAUAGUCUACAUGAAAAUACAGAAAUGUGUAUAUGUUCAAAAUAUUUCUGUACUGUUGCGUGUUGUAUAGUUCAUAUAUAAUAAAAUGUCUUUGUAACAUAUUUUAAACCAGUUAAUUUUAAAGUGUUACAUCAUUACAUGUUAAGAACAAUUUUAUUACGUUUCUUAUAUAUAAUAUAAAAUGGCAAUGUAGCCAGUUUAAAGCAGGCAAAAGUAAAUCGGCUCCCUCCAAUUAGUUGUUAAUGUUGUUUAAUACAAGGACAAUCACUUCAAAUUGGAAUUCUUCAUUCCUAGAUGUAACAUGUUUGCUUUGAGGAAGAACAUGUCUUUGAUUCUGUGAUAUAAUAUGCUAGGCCAAACUUAAUUCAGUUACAACUUUUCAGAUGACUGACUUCAGUUUUUCUAAGUGAAAUUACCAUAUAUGAAAGGGACAUUAAGGAAGCAAUUACUAUUCAGGAAAAGCCCAUAAAGAGAUUGUGGGUUGUAAUAUGAGGUUGCUUUUUUAUUAUUAUUAUAUAAACGUUUCAGAUUUUGUUUUCAACACAAGACAUCACUAAGCUUUAGUUAAUGUCUUUUGAAUUAAUUGGUCAUCCUGUCAUUUUCUAUGUAAGGUCUUGUUUUAAGCCAAUAUCUGAAACGUCUUCCGUAUGUAGUUAGUGUAUGUUUGAAUUUGAACUUGAAAAUUAGGAAAGAAAAAUAAUGCUGUAAAACCAGAAGGUUCAAAGGGAUAAAGUAUGUUUUACAUCGUACAAACCAGUGUAUGUUCUGUUUAUGAAUUUAGUUAAACCAAAUACAUGUCCUAUCACUAAGUGCCAAGGAUGCAGUACUAAAAUUGUGCUGCCUUACUUACUGUAAACAAAUUAGUUGUUUAUAUGCAUAUCAGCUUAUUUUUUUGCAUUAUCUUAUGUGUACAACAUUGACUGCAUUAGUGCACUCUUGAUCUGCACCAAAGUGUACCUACAGUGCACAGAUGUUUCUAAAUUGGAUCUCUACUAGCCCUUAAGGUCUGUUAUAAGUAAGAUAUUAACCCCAUGUUAGACAGUAUUACUAUCCAUUUUUGUACAAGUUUUCUUAGCUUGUUUUACUUUCCAGUUCUUAUCUUUCAUUUGCUAUGCCUGCACAUACCAUGCAGUACAUCUUUUGCGUUAAGGUAUGGUUUUGUAGCGUUGUUGCUGAUCUUCAAUAAAGUUUGUAAGACAUAAUAUAUGGUAAUAAAAUAAUCACUUGAAUGUAGCUGAAAUGCAUGUUCUUUUACUGCAAAAUGUUUGAUUUCAGCAGUAUACAAAAAGAUACGUUAUCAUACAGUUACUAAUAUUUUUUGAGAACUGGUCAUCUGAUAGUUUACAAAACUGUUGUUAUUUAUGUCACUAUGGACUUUGCACUUCUCUGAAUAUAAGAUGCAAAUACAAUGUGUAUAAUUUAGAGUGGUGAACAAGUGUGUAUUUGCCCAUGGAAUUAGUAUUUUCAUUUGAUAAUCGCAUGCAAAUGAGUUUGUUAAUAAACAUUGUAAACAGUGAGCCACAA
Messenger RNA from Oxyura jamaicensis (ruddy duck), 5937 nucleotides. RefSeq names its product aryl hydrocarbon receptor (gene AHR). Lineage: Eukaryota; Metazoa; Chordata; Aves; Anseriformes; Anatidae. Gene Ontology annotation, cellular component: nucleus; aryl hydrocarbon receptor complex. Bases 381 to 2969 code for a protein of 862 amino acids. Gene Ontology annotation, biological process: regulation of transcription by RNA polymerase II. The record is from RefSeq and is a predicted model, not a curated record. The transcript is spliced from 11 exons. Gene Ontology annotation, molecular function: nuclear receptor activity; protein dimerization activity; transcription cis-regulatory region binding.